Molecule: messenger RNA, 1157 nt
Organism: Phytophthora sojae
Lineage: Eukaryota; Oomycota; Peronosporomycetes; Peronosporales; Peronosporaceae
Exons: 6
Coding region: 1-1089 (362 amino acids)
Molecular function (GO): protein binding
Source: RefSeq, a predicted model, not a curated record
AUGGGGGACCUGGACGACCACACGCCCGACGAGAUCUUCUGCAACAGUCAGGUGUUCGACAUCGACUUCCACCCGCUGACGGACAUCGUGGCUGUGGGCUCCAUCGACGGCGUCGUGGAAGUCUACAAGUACUCGGAGGAGGCCAACACCAAGGUUCUGGAGCUGAAGAACCACCAGGAGGCGGUGCGCGCGCUGCUCUUCGCCCCCGAUGGACAGACUUCGGCGGACAAGUCGAUCCGGGCCUUCGACACGCUCGGAAACCCCACGUGGGCGGAGAUGCGUGCCCACGACCACCCGGUCAACCGCCUGCACGAGUUGUCGGCGAAUGUUUUCGCGAGCGGUGACGACCAAGGUUGCGUCAAGAUUUGGGACACACGACAGCACCGGUGCCUGUCCGAGUUCAAGGAGCACACGGACUACAUUUCCGGUUUCGCGACCACCCCAGCGCAUGAACACUUUUUGCUGGCGACGAGCGGCGACGGACGCUUGUCGGCUUACGAUCUGCGCAAGAACGCAUUGGCGGGCAAGAGUGACGAGUUGGACGACGAGCUUCUCUCGGUGGCGGUGGUGAAGAACGGCCGCAAGAUUGUGUGCGGCUCGCAGGACGGUGUGCUCGUCAUCUUCAGCUGGGGCACGUGGGGAGACAUGUCGGACCGAUUCCCCGGCCACCCUGAGUCCGUUGAGGCUCUGCUCAUGGUGGAUGAGGACACUGUUCUUACAGGAUCGAGUGACGGCAUCGUUCGUGUGGUGCAGCUGCACCCGAACAAGCUUCUGGGGCUGAUCGGAGACCACGAAGACUUCCCGGUGGAAAACCUCAAGUUCUCUCACGACAAGAAGAUCAUCGGAAGCGUCUCGCACACCAACAAGGUGCACUUCUGGGACGUCGGAUACCUUUUCGAUGAGGAUGACGGUGAAGACGAGGAUGUGGCAGAUGAAAACGAGGAGAAGGCCCCGGCUGGUUUAUCUAUGGAUACCGAGAUGCAGGACGCAGACAGCGACAGCGACAGUGAUGAUUCGGACAUGGGCGAUGCGGCUGGCGGUCGCCGGGCGUUCCCUACGGCCAACGAGCAGUUCUUCUCGGACUUGUAGUAAAGUAGGAGGUGUUCGUUGAGAUAGAUGGAGGAGGUUAACCCAACCAUACAGUAUUUUUCAAGGUC